Messenger RNA from Hipposideros armiger (great roundleaf bat), 984 nucleotides. RefSeq names its product chromosome unknown C12orf42 homolog (gene CUNH12orf42). The record is from RefSeq and is a predicted model, not a curated record. The transcript is spliced from 4 exons. Bases 1 to 984 code for a protein of 327 amino acids. Lineage: Eukaryota; Metazoa; Chordata; Mammalia; Chiroptera; Hipposideridae.
AUGUCUUAUGUAGAAGAGGCUGAGCCAGUCAUUGAGCCCAGCCCUCCCCAUGAGAGAACUGCCUUGCCCUGCUCCAGAUUCACUGCUCACAUGAAGAAUUUCUCUGAAUCUCUUAAAGUUAGCAGCCUACAUUUUCUGCAUUUUCCCGUAUUUCCAGAAAGGAUUCCGACUGCAGUGGCAUGGAAAAAACAGCUUUGCACUAGCCAGUACAGCAUCCCCAGGUCUCCUCCUGUAAGUAUCACUUCUUUUGAAGAAAAAAAACAUGGAGAAAGCAGUCCCUCCACAACACCAUCCACUGAAUGGGACGAGACCCCAUUGAUAUUCACUGUCACACAAGAAAUUAAUGAGAGAGACCGAGGAGAACCCAAGCAGGCCUGGAGCCAUCCAUUUUUGGAACAGCAAAUGUCAAAAAAGUGUAUUCAAUCUGACCCAGUAUACCCUGUGCAUCUGGAGGCUGUCGGCACGCAUGUCAUUAGACAUGUGAGACUUCAGAGCCAGCCCUCGCGAAACUCCAAGACACAUGUUGUCCCAUCAGGUCCUGCUGCGAGGCCUUCCACGGCCAUCGGUCUCUGCAGGGGAAGCCAGACCCCUUUUGCCCCCUCGAGGGUCUCCUGGAGUUCUUCAGAGGCCAAGCUGGAGGAGAGGAUGGCAGCCACAGUGGGCGCGCUGGCAAGCCCAUAUUCCCAAAGCAGGCUCCAGGGCGUGCCCGGAAAUCCAGUCAGAAGAGGCGCAGUUGCUAUGGCACUGGAGAUGCUCCCCAAGCAUCCUCAUCUCCUGGGGAAAAGGGGGCUGAGGGCAGACGCCUCCCUCCACGGCAAUGUGGCAGGAGCGCCCCUUCCUCAGCUUGCCGGGGCUCCCACCCAUCUCCCCUCAAAGAGGUUAAUCAAGGCUGGCUCUGCUCCCCCCUCCCGCCCACCCCAGCGUUUCCAUACGGUUUGUUCACAGGCCCCUCCUAGGCCCGGGGUGAAUGCUCACUUCCAUUGA